Molecule: messenger RNA, 1628 nt
Organism: Paramacrobiotus metropolitanus
Lineage: Eukaryota; Metazoa; Tardigrada; Eutardigrada; Parachela; Macrobiotidae
Product: protein lin-54 homolog
Exons: 5
Coding region: 132-1322 (396 amino acids)
Biological process (GO): regulation of DNA-templated transcription
Cellular component (GO): nucleus
Source: RefSeq, a predicted model, not a curated record
UGUUUUUAUUUUUAGAAAAUAAUUUCUCCGUCCGUUUGUGAAUUGUGGAAGUGACAGAUACGGACAUAAACCAUCCUGAAUUUUUGGAUUACUUACGUCUGGAUCAAUGGUUUGAAUUACACCGCGUAUAGAUGGACGCGGACAUGCUGACGUUGGAUGACUCGGUUGAAGAACCGAGUCAGAGACUGACGGAUAUUGAGACGGAGAUUAUCAGCUCGGAUGACAUGCAGCAGAUGCAUGUCGAUUUAUCACGAAAUAUUCCCGGCCAUACUAAAAGAGCUUCUCCUAAACCCAUCAAGAGUGCCACCGUAAAAGUGCAGAAAAACGACCCCGUGAAGAGAGUUCGAGGGGUAUCUGUGAGAAAGAAAGCAGGGAUCUCAGCGAUCGCGGCGUCGGUUAAUUCCUCCGAAAAGCUGACAAAUAAAUUACCCAUUGCGAAACUUCCUGCACCUCUUCUACCUAGCACGGAACGCGAACGAUUGACUUCCACUGUUGUCAGUAUUGCGAGAUAUCCUGUCCCGAAAUCCUUGGUGCCAACAUUGUGUUGGGACGAUCUGUCGAAGUAUUUGCAGCUGCAGAAAUCUCGAAACACUGCCUCCAGGCCCGCUGCACCUCCUGGUUAUCAAGUACAAAUUCCACAGUUUAUCUUUAUAGAUGCCGGCCAGCCUGCUGCUUCGAUGAAUAGUAAACUGUCAACAUCAGUUGUUGUACGGCAAGCGACUCCUGCGACGGAUCCCAAAAGCAGUGAAGGGACUGCGCCGCAUGUAAACAAACUUCCCAUACCAAAAAAUUCCAGACAGUGCACUUCGCUCAGUUUCAUGGGCCAAAAACAGCAGGUAUCUUUCUCCAGUGCCCAAAUUGGAAAGCCUUGCCAUUGCUCAAAAUCUCAUUGCCUUAAACUGUAUUGUGAUUGUUUUAAUCGUGGAGUGGAAUGCCAAGCCGGCUGUGCCUGUGUAGAAUGCCAUAACAAUUCUGAGCACGAAGCCGACAGAUCUGUCGUUAUCGCCAUGAUCUUAUCGAAGAAUUCCCAAGCUUUUCAGCCCAAAGUGCAAACUGAUUCCCAGUCCGGAAGCGGUGACAAAGCCCAUGUCAGAGGUUGCCGUUGUCGAAAAUCAGGAUGUUCGAAACGGUAUUGCGAGUGCUAUUUGGCAAAGGUCUCGUGUGGAUCAUUAUGUCGCUGUACUGAAUGCGGGAAUACAGUGGACGCCGCUCUUGAUUACGAAGACUCACCUGGUGGUUUGCCAAAAGUGCGUUCGAAAUCGUUUUCCAAAAAAGAAGGGACGAAUCGGACGGUCGCAGUUGAUCCAACUUUUAAACCGUGAUAAAACAACAAUAGAGAUUGGAUUUAUCAUUUAUGUUAGCAAAAUGAAAUAACCGACAAACGGUUGACGGUUUUACUGUUUUAAAAAAAACAAGGCAGUGGACGUUUGCUGUUUUGUCUGCUGAAGAAUGAUCUCGAGUUGAGUGGCUACUCUAGUUUUCUCGCAUCGGCUUUGAUUUUCCAGUGUUUAUGUUUUUAAAGUUUCUACAUUCUGUUAAUUGUAGAUAUUGUUCGUAGUAGGUGGUACCAGGUUCUUUUUCUCUCAAGACAAAAUUACAUCAUUUUUUGUUACCGGGUAGUAUUUAAA